Molecule: messenger RNA, 8816 nt
Organism: Xenopus laevis (African clawed frog)
Lineage: Eukaryota; Metazoa; Chordata; Amphibia; Anura; Pipidae
Product: mucin-3A-like
Exons: 2
Coding region: 90-8816 (2908 amino acids)
Source: RefSeq, a predicted model, not a curated record
AUGCCCUGCAGUAAGGAUGAACUCAUGACACUGAAAGGAAACAUUUGGGGAAAGGAGCUCGAUACUUGUGUGCAUCGCUGCAUUGAACCAUGGACUUCAAGCUGGACCUCUGUGUUUGGAUCAUGGUGUUCUUCCCUUUGCUUUUACAUGAACUUUCCACCGAGGGGACAAGUGAAGUCAGUGCAAGUUUUUCUGAUACAGAUUCUACCAGUACAGCACCAUAUACACCUGUACCUGCAAAUUCAUUUUCAGAGUCUAUAGCAGUGAAUGAAUCUGGGUUAAAUAUAGUUACAACAACUGCCAACACUGAAACAGAGAACUCUACUGCAAUGCCAUCAACUAACAGCUCCUCAUCAGAACCCGAGACUUUGCCAACAACACAACCUACCACUGAUGCUCCUUCUACAGUGUCUGAAAGUGGGUUUUCUACAGCAGAUCUGUAUUCUAUGAGAUCUACUGAUGCAGCAACAACUGAAUCCACUACAAUGGAAAGUACUGAGCUCCCCAGUGGUGCACCUUCUACUACACUUUCCACCACAGGACAUAUUAUAAUGGCAUCAGCUAAUGCCCCCACAUCAGAGACUGUUCUGGUAGAUACCAAUGAAUUGAAAACCAAAGUUCCUUCAACAACUGAAUUUCCCACAGAAAUCACUUCUAAAACUAGUGAAUUUGAACAUUCAACUAUAGAACCUUACAUAAAGGAAACACCUAAUGCCUCACCAUCAGAAUCCACUUCAGGAGGAACAACUGAAGAGCUUUCUCCAACCAUUGGAACUGAAGUUGCAACAUCAGAACCUUAUACAAAGGAAUCAACUGAUGCCUCAACAUUUGCUACCGUGGAAAUAACAGAAUAUUCCACAGCAUUGCCUUUUACAACUGGACAAACCGAUUAUUUCACUGACAAACUUUCUAAAACUUCUGAGAGUUUCACUACAGAACCUUAUACAAUGGAAUCAGCUGAUAACUCUAAAUCAGACUCUGCUUCUGAGGGAACAAAUGAAUUUACAAAAACUCCAGCAACUGUCUUUUCCACUGUGGAAUCUUCUUCAACAGAAUUAACAGCGACAUUAGAAUCGACUACAAAGGAAACAACUGAGCAUAUGAUUGAAGAACCUUCUAUAACUGCUGAAUUUUAUACUACACAAACCUAUACUAUGGAAUCAACUGAUAUUUCAGCCUCAGAAUCAGCUACUGUGCAAACAAUUGUGACAGAGGUAUUGUCUAUUACUACAGAUCUUUAUACAAUGGAAACCAGUGAUACUUUAAUAUCAGAAUCUCCUACAGUGCAAACAACUGACCUGCCCACAAAAGAACCUUCAAUGACUCCAGUCACCAACAUUCCUACUACAGAAUCAUAUACAGUGGAAAUAGCCUCAGAAUCUCCUACUGUGGAAACAACUAAGACUUUGACAGAAGAACCUUCUGUUACUACUGAAGUUUUUACUACAGAACUUAAUACAAUGGAAACAACUUCAGAAUCUCUUACUGUGAAGACAACCGAGAGUUUGACCAAAGAACCUCCUACUAUGGAAACCACUGAGAAUUUGACUGAGGAGCCUCAUUUUAGUACUGAUUCUUAUACCACAGAAAUAGCUUCAGAAUCUCCUACUAUGGAAACCACUGAGAAUUUAACAGAAGAAACUUUUAUGAUUACUGAAGUUUUUAUUACAACAACUGAGAUUUUGACAGAAGAACCUUUGUUUACUACUGAAAAUUUUACUACAGAACUUAAUGCAGAAAAAACAACCUCCGUUGACACAAUUGGGAAUUUGACUGAGGUACCUCCUACUGUGGAAACAGCUGGGACUUUAACUGAAGUACCUUCUGUUACUACUGAAGUUUUCACUACAGAAUUUUAUACAAUGGAAACAACCUCAGAAUCUCCUACUGUGGAAACAACUGAGACUUUGACAGAAGAACCUUCUUUUACUACUGAACCUUUUACUACAGAAUUAUUUACAAUGGAAACAACCUCAGAAUCUCCUACUAUGGGAUCAACUAAGAAUUUUACUGAAGAGCCUCCUACUAUGGAAACAACUGAGAAUUUUACUGAAGAGCCUCCUACUAUGGAAACAACUGAGAAUUUUACUGAAGAGGCUUCUUUUUCUACUAAACCUUUUACUGCAGAAUUUUAUACAGAAUCUCCUUCUGUGGAAACAACUAAGACUGAAGAACAUCCUUCUAUGGAAACAACUAAGAGUUUGACUGAAGAGCCUUAUUUUACUACUGAACUUUUUACUACAGAAUUUUUUACAAUGAAAACCACUUCAGAAUCACCUAAUGUGGAAACAACAGAGACUUUGACAGAGGAGCCUUCUUUUACAACUGAAAUUUUUACUAAAGAAGAAACAACCUCAGAAUUUCCUACCAUGGACACAACUGAGCAUUUGACUGAAGAACCUUCUGUUACAACUGAUGUUUUUACUACAGAAUUUAAUACAGAAGACACAACAUCAGAAUUUUCUACUAUGGGAACAACUGAGAAUGUGACUGAAAAACCUCCUACUGUGGAAACAACUGAGAAAUUCACUGAAGAAACUCCUACUAUGAAAACGACUGAGAAUUCGACUGAAGAGCCAUCUUUUACUACUGAACUUUUUACUACAGAAUUGUAUACAAUGGAAACAACCUCUGAAUCUACUACUAUGGAAACGACUGAGAAUUUGACUGAAGAGCCUUCUUUUACUACUGAACUUUUUACUACAGAAUUUUCUGCAAUGGAAGCAACUUCAGAAUCUUCCACUGUUGAAAAAACUGAGAAUUUGACCAAAGAGCCUUCUUUUACUCCUGAACUUUUUACUACAGAAUUUUUUACAAUGGAAACAACUUCAGAACCUCCCUCUGUAGUAACAACAGCGACUUUGACAGAGGAGCCUUCUGUUACUGCUGGAAGUUUUACUAGGGAAGAAACAACCUCAGAAUUUCCUACCGUGGAAACAACUGAGAAUGUGACUAAAGAAUCUUCUGUUACUACAAGUGUUUUUACUACAGAAUUUAUUACAGAAGACACAACCUCAGAAUUUUCUACUAUGGAAACAACUGAGAAUGUGACUGAAAAAACUCCUACAAUGGAAACAACUGAGAAUUUGACUGAAAAGCCUCCUUUUACUACUGAACUUUUUUCUACAGAUUUUUUUACAAUGGAAACAACCUCAGAAUCUCCUACUAUUGAAACAACUGAGAAUUUUACUGAAAAACCUUCUGUUACUACUGAACUUUUUACUACAGAACAUUAUACAAUGGAAACAGCCUCAGAAUCUCCUACUAUGGAAACAACUGAGACUUUGACAGAAGAACCUUCUGUUACUACUAAACCUUUAACUACAGGAUUUUUUAUAAUGGAAACAACCUCAGAAUCUCCUACCAUGGAAUCAACUGAGAAAUCUAAUGAAGAAACUCGUACUAUGGAAACGACUGAGAAUUUGUCUGAAGAGCCUUCUUUUACUACUGAACUUUUUACUAUGGAAUUGUAUACAAUGGAAGCAACUUCAGAAUAUCCUACUGUGGAAACAACAAAGAUUUUGACAGAAGAGGCUUCUGUUACUACAGAACUUUUUACUACAGAAUUUUAUACAAUGAAAACAACUUCAGAAUCUCCUACUGUGGAAACAACUGAGACUUUGACUGAAGAACCUUCUUUUACUACUGAAAUUGUUACUACAGAAGAAACAACUUCAGAAUUUCCUAUCGUGGAAACCAAUGAGCUUUUGACUGAAGAACCUUCUGUUACUACUGAUGUUUUUACUACAGAACUUAAUUCAGAAGACACAACCACAGAAUUUUCUACCGUAGAAACAACUGAGAAUUUGACUGAAGAACCUCCAACUAUGGAAACAACUGAGAAUUUUACUGAAGAGCCUUCUUUUACUACUGAACUUUUUACUACAGAAUUUUUUUCAAUGGAAGCAACUUCAGAAUCUCCUACUGUGGAAACAACAAAGACUUUGACAGAAGAGCCUUCUGUUACUAUUGAAAUUUUUAAUACAGAAGAAACAACUUCAGAAUUUCCUACCGUGGAAACCACUGAGCUUUUUACUGAAGAACCUUCUGUUACUACUGAUUUUUUUACUACAGAACUUAAUACAGAAGACACAACCACAGAAUUUUCUACCGUGGAAACAACUGAGAAUUUGACUGAAGAACCUCCUACUGUCGAAACAACUGAGAAUUUUACUGAAGAGACUUCUUUUACUACUGAACUUUUUACUACAGAAUUUUUUACAAUGGAAGCAACUUCAGAAUCUCCUACUGUGGAAACAACAAAGACUUUGACAGAAGAGCCUUCUGUUACUACUGAAAUUUUUACUACAGAAGAAACAACUUCAGAAUUUCCUACCGUGAAAACCACUGAGCUUUUGACUGAAGAACCUUCUGUUACUACUGAUGUUUUUACUACAGAACUUAAUACAGAAGAUACAACCACAGAACUUUCUACCGUGGAAACAACUGAGAAAUUGACUGAAGAACCUCCUACUAUGGAAACAACUGAGAAUUUUACUGAAGAGCCUUCUUUUACUACUGAAUUUUUUACUACAGAAUUUUUUUCAAGGGAAGCAACUUCAGAAUCUCCUACUGUGGAAACAACAAAGACUUUGACAGAAGAGCCUUCUGUUACUACUGAAAUUUUUACUACAGAAGAAACAACUGCAGAAUUUCCUACCGUGGAAACCACUGAGCUUUUGACUGAAGAAACUUCUGUUACUUCUGAUGUUUUUACUACAGAACUUAAUACAGAAGACACAACCACAGAAUUUUCUACCGUGGAAACAACUGAGAAUUUGACUGAAGAACCUCCUACUGUCAAAACAACUGAGAAUUUUACUGAAGAGACUUCUUUUACUACUGAACUUUUUACUACAGAAUUUUUUACAAUGGAAGCAACUUCAGAAUCUCCUACUGUGGAAACAACAAAGACUUUGACAGAAGAGCCUUCUGUUACUACUGAAAUUUUUACUACAGAAGAAACAACUUCAGAAUUUCCUACCGUGGAAACCACUGAGCUUUUGACUGAAGAACCUUCUGUUACUACUGAUGUUUUUACUACAGAACUUAAUACAGAAGAUACAACCACAGAACUUUCUACCGUGGAAACAACUGAGAAUUUGACUGAAGAACCUCCAACUAUGGAAACAACUGAGAAUUUUACUGAAGAGCCUUCUUUUACUACUGAACUUUUUACUACAGAAUUUUUUUCAAGGGAAGCAACUUCAGAAUCUCCUACUGUGGAAACAACAAAGACUUUGACAGAAGAGCCUUCUGUUACUACUGAAAUCUUUACUACAGAAGAAACAACUUCAGAAUCUCCUACCAUGGAAACCACUGAGCAUUUGACUGAAGAACCUUCUGUUACUUCUGAUGUUUUCACUACAGAACUUAAUUCAGAAGACACAACCACAGAAUUUUCUACCGUAGAAACAACUGAGAAUUUGACUGAAGAACCUCCAACUAUGGAAACAACUGAGAAUUUUACUGAAGAGCCUUCUUUUACUACUGAACUUUUUACUACAGAAUUUUUUUCAAUGGAAGCAACUUCAGAAUCUCCUACUGUGGAAACAACAAAGACUUUGACAGAAGAGCCUUCUGUUACUACUGAAAUUUUUAAUACAGAAGAAACAACUUCAGAAUCUCCUACCAUGGAAACCACUGAGCAUUUGACUGAAGAACCUUCUGUUACUUCUGAUGUUUUCACUACAGAACUUAAUUCAGAAGACACAACCACAGAAUUUUCUACCGUAGAAACAACUGAGAAUUUGACUGAAGAACCUCCAACUAUGGAAACAACUGAGAAUUUUACUGAAGAGCCUUCUUUUACUACUGAACUUUUUACUACAGAAUUUUUUUCAAUGGAAGCAACUUCAGAAUCUCCUACUGUGGCAACAACAAAGACUUUGACAGAAGAGCCUUCUGUUACUACUGAAAUUUUUACUACAGAAGAAACAACUUCAGAACUUCCUACCGUGGAAACCAAUGAGCUUUUGACUGACGAACCUUCUGUUACUACUGAUGUUUUUACUACAGAACCUAAUACAGAAGACACAACCACAGAAUUUUCUACGGUGGAAACAACUGAGAAUUUGACUGAAGAACCUCCAACUAUGGAAACUACUGAGAAUUUUACUGAAGAGCCUUCUUUUACUACUGAACUUUUUACUACAGAAUUUUUUACAAUGGAAGCAACUUCAGAAUCUCCUACUGUGGAAACAACAAAGACUAUGACAGAAGAGCCUUCUGUUACAACUGAAAUUUUUACUACAGAAGAAACAACUUCAGAAUUUCCUACCGUGGAAACCAAUGAGCUUUUGACUGAAGAAUCUUCUGUUACUACUGGUGUUUUUACUACAGAACUUAAUACAGAAGACACAACCACAGAAUUUUCUACCGUGGAAACAACUGAGAAUUUGACUGAAGAACCUCCAGCUAUGGAAACUACUGAGAAUUUUACUGAAGAGCCUUCUUUUACUACUGAACAUUUUACUACAGAUUUUUUUACCAUGGAAGUAACUUCAGAAUCUCCUACUGUGGAAACAACAAAUACUUUGACAGAAGAGCCUUCUGUUACAACUGAAAUUUUUACUACAGAAGAAACAACUUCAGAAUUUCCUACCGUGGAAACCACUGAGCUUUUGACUGAAGAACCGUCUGUUACUACUGAUGUUUUUACUACAGAACUUAAUACAGAAGACACAACCACAGAAUUUUCUACCGUAGAAACAACUGAGAAUUUGACUGAAGAACCUCCUACUGUGGAAACAACUGAGAAUUUUACUGAAGAACCUUCUUUUACUACAGAAUUUUUUUCAAGGGAAGCAACUUCAGAAUCUCUUACUGUGGAAACAACAAAGACUUUGACAGAAGAGCCUUCUGUUACUACCGAAAUUUUAACUACAGAAGAAACAACUUCAGAAUUUCCUACCGUGGAAACCACUGAGCUCUUGACUGACGAACCUUCUGUUACUACUGAUGUUUUUACUACAGAACUUAAUACAGAAGACACAAUCACAGAAUUUGCUACACUGAAAACAACUAAGAAUUUGACCGAAGAACCUCCUACUGUGGAAACAACUGAGAAUUUUACUGAAGAGCCUUCUUUUACUACUGAACCUUUUACUACAGAAUUUUUUACAAUGGAAGCAACUUCAGAAUCUCCUACUGUGGAAACAACAAAGACUUUGACAGAAGAGCCUUCUGUUACUACUGAAAUUUUUACUACAGAAGAAACAACUUCAGAAUUUCCUACCGUGGAAACCACUGAGCUUUUGACUGAAGAACCUUCUGUUACUACUGAUGUUUUUACUACAGAACUUAAUACAGAAGAUACAACCACAGAACUUUCUACCGUGGAAACAACUGAGAAAUUGACUGAAGAACCUCCUACUAUGGAAACAACUGAGAAUUUUACUGAAGAGCCUUCUUUUACUACUGAAUUUUUUACUACAGAAUUUUUUUCAAGGGAAGCAACUUCAGAAUCUCCUACUGUGGAAACAACAAAGACUUUGGCAGAAGAGCCUUCUAUUACUACUGAAAUUUUUACUACAGAAGAAACAACUUCAGAAUUUCCUACCAUGGAAACCACUGAGCAUUUGACUGAAGAACCUUCUGUUACUACUGAUGAUUUCACUACAGAACUUAAUACAGAAGACAUAACCACAGAAUUUUCUACCUUGGAAACAACUGAAAAUUUGACUGAAGAACCUCCUACUGUGGAAACAACUGAGAAUUUUACUGAAGAGCCUUCUUUUACUACUGAACUUUUUACUACAGAAUUUUUUACAAUGGAAGCAACUUCAGAAUCUCCUACUGUGGAAACAACAAAGACUUUGACAGAAGAGCCUUCUGUUACUACUGAAAUCUUUACUACAGAAGAAACAACUUCAGAAUUUCCUACCGUGGAAACCACUGAGCUUUUGACUGAAGAACCUUCUGUUACUACUGAUGUUUUUACUACAGAACUUAAUACAGAAGACACAACCACAGAAUUUUCUACCGUAGAAACAACUGAGAAUUUAACUGAAGAACCUCCUACUGUGGAAACAACUGAGAAUUUUACUGAAGAGCCUUCUUUUACUACUGAAUUUUUUACUACAGAAUUUUUUUCAAGGGAAGCAACUUCAGAAUCUCUUACUGUGGAAACAACAAAGACUUUGACAGAAGAGCCUUCUGUUACUACCGAAAUUUUAACUACAGAAGAAACAACUUUAGAAUUUCCUACCGUGGAAACCACUGAGCUCUUGACUGACGAACCUUCUGUUACUACUGAUGUUUUUACUACAGAACUUAAUACAGAAGACACAACCACAGAAUUUGCUACACUGAAAACAACUAAGAAUUUGACCGAAGAACCUCCUACUGUGGAAACAACUGAGAAUUUUACUGAAGAGCCUUCUUUUACUACUGAACUUUUUACUACAGAAUUUUUUACAAUGGAAGCAACUUCAGAAUCUCCUACUGUGGAAACAACAAAGACUUUGACAGAAGAGCCUUCUGUUACUACUGAAAUUUUUACUACAGAAGAAACAACUUCAGAAUUUCCUACCGUGGAAACCACUGAGCUUUUGACUGAAGAACCUUCUGUUACUACUGAUGUUUUUACUACAGAACUUAAUACAGAAGAUACAACCACAGAACUUUCUACCGUGGAAACAACUGAGAAAUUGACUGAAGAACCUCCUACUAUGGAAACAACUGAGAAUUUUACUGAAGAGCCUUCUUUUACUACUGAAUUUUUACUACAGAAUUUUUUCAAGGGAAGCAACUUCAGAAUCUCCUACUGUGGAAACAACAAAGACUUUGGCAGAAGAGCCUUCUAUUACUACUGA